AUGACAACCCCCAAAUCAGAAGUCAAGCUUCGACGCAUGUCCAUCGAAGGAUACUUGAGAAUCCAACAGCUCUUCCCCAAGGUCCACGAAGAUCUCCCCAAGCUUCUCUGGUUGAUUUCUCGUGGUGACUCGGAAGAAACCAAAACUGCUCUCGCUGGACUGAAUACUCUGCUGGAAAAAGAAAGCGAAGGAGAUGAAACCACUCUGGCAUUGUAUCGAGUCUGUGGUCAUGCCACAAUCACCAAAGCCAUGCGACUCUAUUCCGACAAUGUAACGGUCCAGCUGACAUCGCUGCAGGCUCUGGACCAUUUGGCCAAUCAUCAACGAUGCAAGAAGAUCGCCUUUGAUGAAUACACGUACAUGCGAACCAGCUUGGUGGCAUUGGGGGCGAUUGACCUUGCCUUGACGGCCGCUACUUCACUUGCUAACUUUAGCAAUGUUGCUGUCAGAGCACUUAGUCUGGUGGAAAAACUCAUGGAUGUCUAUACGUUUGAAGAACUGUUCCACCUCAAGAUCAUGGAAACUACUGCGACCAUUAUGAAGAACUAUCAAAGCUCUGGGAACGUCCAGAGCCGCGGAUGUGACAUCUUUCACAAGGCCACCAAGAAAUGUUCUGGUCCAAACCGUACAAUGUUUGAAGGAAUACAAACAGUGUCAUUGUUGGGGGCAGUCAUGGAACGCUUCAAGGACGAAAAGGUGUACACAAAAGCUGACAACGUGUUGCAAGGAAUCCUUUCCAUCAAGUCAAACAAGAGAAAGAGGAAUAGUUUGUAG
This is a messenger RNA of Seminavis robusta, 774 nucleotides long. NCBI's taxonomy places the organism in Eukaryota, Bacillariophyta, Bacillariophyceae, Naviculales, Naviculaceae. The record is from the annotation of a GenBank genome assembly.